This is a messenger RNA of Oryctolagus cuniculus (rabbit), 2325 nucleotides long. The record is from RefSeq and is a predicted model, not a curated record. Lineage: Eukaryota; Metazoa; Chordata; Mammalia; Lagomorpha; Leporidae.
AUGGAGAAUCAGAGGAUCACUGUCAGGUCCUCCGUGUCUCUGGGUUCUGCAGCUACGAAUCCAAUAGGCCAGGGAUUGGAAAUAGUCAAGGGAAAAACUAAGGAGAGAAUACUGAGGAAAGGAACGCAUCAGAUUUUGGUCAAUGACAAACCUGUGACCAUUUUCCUGGAAGAGACUCCAGGAAAGGAAAGCACGGGGCCCAGAGUGCCUCUGUCGGCACAGUCACCCGCAGAGGCUCCAGCUGGCGAGAAGCACCCCAAUGAAGAUCCUGUGCCCAACGCCAUAGACGCCUGUGUCCCAAAGAUCUUUCUUGAAGUGACAGCCGACCUGAACUGUAACCUGUUCUCCAAAGAGCAGAGAGCACACAUCACCACGCUCUGCCCCGAGGUGAAAGUCAUGGAGGGUCGGAACGGAAUUGAGAAGGUGUGUGGUGACUUCCGAACGAUGGAAACAAUACAUGAGUUCCUGAGUGAGCAGCUCCUGCAGAGCGAGCCAUCUCCUCUGACAGCAGAGAGGAAGCCACUUGAUAAGCAGCACCGGGACAGCCGGGAUAGCUGGGACAGCCGGGAUAGCCGGGAUAGCCGGGACAGCCGCGUGGCUCCUUCCGAACCUAACAAGGGGUCCGAAGGAGAGAGCAGCCUCGCUGAAGGCCCCUUGUCUUUGCCUGAAGCAAGUCUAGCCCCUUACAUCACAUCUACAAAGAGGAAGCCACUUGCUCAGCAGGACCGGGGCAGCCGCAUGGCUCCUUCCAAAGCAAACACUGGGUCGGAAGAAAGAAGCAACUGUUUUGAAGUCCCUGAGCCUUUGUUUGAAUAUUUCAAAUACGUCUGUCCUCAUAAAACAGACUCCAUAAAGCGAAGAUUUGGUGUCGAUCUCAGAUUUCAUACGAGUUCCCCCGGGGUGGUCUAUUUAGACUUCGUUUCAAGUCCAUCAGGCGACCUAGAAGGAGGUCGUGAGUCUUUUGUAAGUGAAUUCCAGAAGGUCACAGAAUCUCUGAAGCAAGAUUGUGUCUCUUUAGCCGACAGUGCACAGGCAAAUAAAAUGAAACAGGAAUUGAAUCAUCAUUUCACAAAACUCCUUGUAAAGGAGAACGGAAGAAAAUUAACUCUCCUCGGGACCCAAGAUGACAUUUCAGCUGCCAAACAGAAAAUCUCUGAGAGCCUUGUCAAGGCACCUGUGAAAAUCCUGGCUCCCAGUCGCAUGGUAGAUGGGAUUGAGGUUGACACUGCUUGCUAUAAGCUUUUAGAGACUCAAUUACUCCAGGACAUCGCAGAGAUAGAGAAAAAGUACAACGCUGACUGUAAGAGUUUGCGGAGAAGUCAGAACACCUGCAUUCUCUUUGAGCCCAAGGAGAGGGAGCUAGAUCUAUCUGAGCAUGCGUAUGCCAGUUUCAUCGAUGCCUUCCAGCACGCCUCGUGUCAGCUGACAAAAGAAGUUCUGUCACUGAAACAUCUGGGCAAGGAGAGAAAGCACUUCCGGAGCACUAAGUUUACCGAUGACUUUGAGAGAAAUCAUCCAGAGCUACACUUGGCGUUCACUUCAAAGUCAAUGACUUUGACUGGUUUGCCAGUUCACCUUGCAAAGGCAAAGCAGUAUGUCCUGCAGAAAAGUGGGCUGUCUCCAUCGGCUGGAGAGAAAUCGAAUGAGGAUCAUGAAGCACCCAUGGAAAUCGAUAGUAAUGGCUCAGAACCAGCGUCACCUCUAUCAAAGGACUCUGUGGGUCCUGGGGCCUCGGGACUGGACGAGAAGGAAAAGGAGAUCUGUAUCAUCUGCAUGGAUGCCAUUACAGACAAACGCGUGCUGCCCCAGUGCAAGCAUGAGUUCUGCAGUCCGUGUAUCAGCAAAGCCCUGUCCUAUAGACCGGCCUGUCCUGUGUGUCAGGUCUCCUAUGGUAUGCAGAAAGGGAAUCAGCCAGAAGGAACCAUGGUCCACAGUGUAUCAAGAUACUCACUUCCAGGUUAUACUUCCUGUGGCUCCAUUGUGAUCACCUACACAAUGAAAGGAGGCAUACAGACAAAAGAGCACCCAAACCCAGGAAGGAGUUAUCCUGGAACACAGCGAACCGCGUACCUGCCUGAUAAUAGGGAGGGAAGAGAGGUGCUGGAGCUGCUCCGGAUGGCCUUUGAUCAGAAGCUGAUUUUCACAGUGGGGGAAUCGCGAGCCUUGGGCACCCCAGAUGUCAUUACAUGGAACGACAUCCACCACAAAACAUCCCGUCAUGGAGGACCAGAAAACUAUGGCUACCCUGAUCCUGAUUAUUUGAAACGUGUCAAAGAGGAGCUGAAGGCAAAAGGAAUCACGAAACCCGCGGGAAGGAGAUCUUAG